Messenger RNA from Fusarium falciforme, 1497 nucleotides. RefSeq lists its product as hypothetical. Bases 1 to 1497 code for a protein of 498 amino acids. Gene Ontology annotation, molecular function: nucleic acid binding. The transcript has a single exon. NCBI's taxonomy places the organism in Eukaryota, Fungi, Ascomycota, Sordariomycetes, Hypocreales, Nectriaceae. The record is from RefSeq and is a predicted model, not a curated record.
AUGCCUCGCCCAGAGACCCCUGAUACGUCAGGCUCAAGCCCAGGAAUGUCAACACCAGACUCUCACCCUCACUCUACUCCCCCGACUGAUCUCAGAGGCCUCGACUCCGACUCUGGGACCUCGAGGUUCACCAUCGGAAGGCAAUUCGCCAUCAUGUCCCAGAACAACGAAUCUCCCAGUCUGCGUGGGGCCCGGAUCUGGGCUGCCAGCAACGCUCGCGGUGGUGGCCAGGACCAGUCCUCUUCUCCUCCUGCGUCUGACUCUCCUUGGAACCGAGUGUCGGCUGGAUCUUCCAGUACUGUUGUCCCUCCUCGAUCUCACCCCUCUGGCACCAACGUCCUCAGCUAUAUGACAGCUGGUGGCAGCGUCGAGCAGCAGGAACCAGCUCCUCAGUCUCGUGUCGCCCAGUUCCUCCUCCAGAACCCUCCUCCCGGUGCCCCUCUUCGUCAGCCAACUGCUCCUCCCGCCGACCAUGCCACCUCGACCAACACUCGUCAGGAGUUUGACGCUUCCAUCUGGGAGGGCCUCUCUCGUUUCUCUCACCUCUCGAUGAACGACCAGUCUCCCGCUCCCCGUCGUGUCCAAGCCCCUGAGACACCUCAGCAGCCUCAGUACCAUCCCGUCUGGAACAGCCAGAACUUCGACAACCAGAGCUUCGACAAUCACAACUCGGCCGAGACCGUCAUCUUCCAGAGCCCACCAGCUCAGCAGCAGUCGCCUUCGUCUCCUCGUGGUUUCCGUCCCAUGGCUGCCAUCUCGCACAAUGACAGAGCCUUUGGCGCCCGCAUCAACCCUCGUGAGGUCCUCCCCGCCGACCCUCGAGCCUUCUCGACCAACUAUCGCGGAGAGCAUAGCGUCCGCAACGCCAGUGUUGACGACCUGCCUUUCGAGCAGAACUGCGCUCUCUGGCUGACCAACCUCCCCCCCGACGUCACCUACCAGCAGCUCCUGGCUCAGAUCCGCAAUGUCGGCCGCAUCUGGUGCACCGUCAUCAACGCCCCCGACUAUGAUCGCCACAACACGGCCGCCGCCAAGGUCGUUUUCUUCACACCUGGUCCUGCUCAGCGCCUCCUCCAGAAGUCGCUCACCCAAGGCCUCGAGGUCAACGGCUACGCCGUCAAGGUCACCCACAACCGGGUCAAGUACGGCGCACAGACGCUGACGGGGAACGCCUCUCGCGUCCUCAUCGUCACCGGUAAGACGACGUUUGUCAACCCCGAGAGCCUGACCGAGUUCUUCAAGGCGCGCUUCGUCUUCGAGGUGGACGAGAUCAUCGAGCUCAUCAACCAGGGCAAUCGUCACAAGGGCGGGCGCUCCGUCGUCGAGUACAAGUUUGGAAGCUUCCGGUGCCAGGCGCAGAUGGGCAAGAUGGCCCUUGAGAAGGACAGACCCGAGGGUUUCGAAAAGGUCGACUUUGGUCCUGACCCCUGCGAGGUGGGCGACACUCUCGCUUCGUACGGGAUCGCUGCGGAGCGCAUCCAGGGCAAGGGUAUCUGA